AUGGCAUCGGCACCAGGCACAGACUGGGAAGAUUUACGUAAACAAGCUCGUCAACUUGAAAAUGAAAUUGACGCUAAAUUAAUGUCAUUUUCAAAAUUAUGUUCAAAUUAUGUUGCACGUGAUCACUCAUCUCUUUUACCCUCCUCGCCAUCGGCAUCGUCCUUUGAAACCAUGUCGAUGGAAAUCGAAAAACUUCUCGAACGUUUAGCGGACAUCAACAAACGUAUGACCGAUGCCGUACCUGCACUGCUCGGCCCAAAUACAGCUGCAACACAUACAUUGCAACGACAUCACGAGAUUUGUCAAGAUUAUCGACGCGAAUUCGAACGAACGAAAGCAAACAUACGAACAUUUCAAACACGUGAAGAUCUCCUGGUCAAUAGUAACACUUCCACUUCUGAUAUCAGUUCUCAAGGACUGAACAGUCGCCGACAUGAGCACUAUCUACGAGAAAUGGAACACUUGAAUAACUCACACAACCUAAUCGAUAAACAGUUGGAAAGUAUGGUCAUGUUAAAAGACAAUCUAUUCGGUCAACGGAAGCAUUUCAUGAAUAUUACACAUAAAGUCAAAUCCAUGGCUAAUCGGUUUCCUUUGAUGAAUAAUAUUUUGCAUAAGAUUAAGUUGAAAAAGCAAAAAUUCAUCAUCGACACACGAUUAUCAUUCGUUGAUCAGUACAAGCUAUUCGAUUUAUUAAAAAAGUUACUACCAAAUGAAGACAAUCAGCUAACUUGCCAAGGCUUUCUUUCGUGGCUCGUUUGGCGUGUAGAUCAAUACAAAGAUCAACAACAUGAUGAAAGAGACAUCCACACAAACAAAAGAUUGUUCGAUCAAACAAUCAGAGACCAGAAUGAUGAUUUGUUUCAUAAACAAUUGAGAAUGAGCCGGACGCAUUCCGUAUCCGAAUCAUGCAAUGACACGUCUUUAGCUCACUACACUCAACAGCAAUUGGAGCACGAUGGGAACAAGUCUUCAGAUAUUCAUCAACAGAUCGACCGUUUGCAAUCGAUCGUCCUUCGUCUUGCAUCGAACAUUGAUACUCUCAACCAAAAGUCAAACAUUCGAGAUAGACCACCAUCUUUUUUCGAAACACAUAUCAAACACGAACAUAUCGAAGAUAAUGAACCAUCCGAGUUGGAGAUGGACGAUGAACAUGAAGAUGAAGUAUUAGACACAAACCAACAUUUAGAUUAUCCUGCUAGUACAUCGACAAAUUUGCCAUAUGCAAUUCAUCCAAUGUCUACGAAAACAAUUAUGUACAAUGGACGAAAUAUGAUGAAACAUCUUCGGCCACGGACAACAUUGACUAGUUUUGCUCGGCAUGUUGCUAGCGAUCUGUUUUCACGCGAAGAAAUCAUGGCUAAACUACAUGUGGAUCACAAUAACGAACGGGAUGUCCUUCUUCGACACUGCAUAUGUACAGCUUGGAACUUAAGCGAACAGGAACUGUAUUUGAUGUGGCCCAAAAUUCGGAAUGCUUUGUUACAGCUGCGUCGCGAUGCGAUCGCUGGUAAAUGCAUUCGUAUGGAUGGCAAAAGAAAGUCUCACGAGCACCAGCAUCAACAUAAAUCCGACAAUUUUCAUCAUUAUCAUAGCGAUGACGAUGAUGAUGACACUCCUAUCAAGUCUGACCCUUGUACAUAG
This is a messenger RNA of Adineta ricciae, 1644 nucleotides long. Lineage: Eukaryota; Metazoa; Rotifera; Eurotatoria; Adinetida; Adinetidae. The record is from the annotation of a GenBank genome assembly.